Molecule: messenger RNA, 873 nt
Organism: Gaeumannomyces tritici R3-111a-1
Lineage: Eukaryota; Fungi; Ascomycota; Sordariomycetes; Magnaporthales; Magnaporthaceae
Exons: 5
Coding region: 1-873 (290 amino acids)
Source: RefSeq, a predicted model, not a curated record
AUGGCCGAUGAGGCUGCUGCAAGGGAGGAUAGGAGGGUGGGAGUGUGCAUGAGAGUCGCUAGUGGAGGGCGGGCGAGGGAGCCUAGUGGAACUGCACAAGCGCGCGCUGCCGCCACGGGCACCAGGAGCAGACCAAAUGGGGGCUCAGCAUUGGGUCGAUUGGCUGCAAGUACAGUACGGUCCGGCGAGUGGUCAGCUGCGGGUGCUGGGCUGGCAGGGCAAGCUGAGAAGAGCCGGCGGGACCCCUGGCUUUGUUUCCUCAAUUACUACGCGGCGACGUCAGACUUCAUUCAGGUGGUGGCUGAUGCCGCCUUGGGGUUGGGCUUGGGAGCCAAAGGCCUCCAGCUGCGCCUCGUUGGCACCUCGCGGAAGCAGAUUGAUGGGGCCAGCGACGGCCGGAACGGGCCCAGGGCUCUGUGGAAUCCAGUGCCUGCCCAGUGCCUGAGCACCGAGGCGGGUCACCUGGGCCCAUCAUUGAUCUACCCCCAAGAAAACGAAAUCACAGGGGCUAGGGCGACGCAAUCUAUCAAGCAGGAGAAUCUGCACGCCAUGUUUGGAGAAGGAGCCAGGGGAGCCCUCCACGUCCAGGGUGAGACCCAGCCAUUGCAGGCCUCCACAGUAAACGAUGCUGGCUGGCCCGAGCCAGAACGAAAGGGAUGCAGGAGGAUCAGCGCCACAUUUCCAAUCGGGGCACAACAAGAGUCACCCCGUCUGCUGCGCAAUCCACCCAAGCACCCCCAGGACCCCAACCGCAGUCGCCCAGAAGACGCGUCGGCCUGUAAAGACGCGGUGGUGGUGCACAGCAUCGCUGGCUCGAACCCCAUCAAGCUCAAUUCGGGGAGCAGCCGCCAAUACCCCGCGCUCAUUGGCUGA